AUGCGCUCGCUGGCCGGCUUCUUCCUGGUGCUAGGCUGCGCUACCUUCUAUCUGUAUGUGCUGAGCACCCGGCUGCGCCCUGGCAGAGGUCAGGUAGCCGAGAGGUGGGUGCUGAAUGGGUCCCUGGUUUUCCCUUCUGACUUAGAUGAACUACGGGAAUUAGCUGACUUCCUGCAUGAGUAUAAAAGAGAGCACCACGGCUACGUUACUGUAUUGUUCUGCAGUGCGUACUUGUACAAGCAGACUUUUGCUAUUCCAGGAUCCAGCUUCUUGAAUCUGCUGGGUGGAGCUCUGUUUGGACCGUGGCAUGGCCUGUUUCUGUGCUGUACACUAACUUCAUUGGGUGCGACAUUCUGCUACCUGCUCUCUCAUGCUUUUGGCAAGCAGAUUGUGGUCAUGUACUUUCCAGAGAAGGUAUUGAUGCUGCAGAGAAAGAUAGAAGAGAAUCGUAGCAGUCUUUUCUUUUUUCUCCUUUUCUUGCGCUUGUUUCCCAUGACACCUAAUUGGUUCCUGAACUUGUCUUCACCCAUUCUGAACAUCCCAGUGGGGCAAUUUUUCUUCUCUGUCCUUAUUGGUCUGCUGCCUUAUAACUUCAUCUGUGUCCAGACAGGAUCCAUUUUAUCGAAGAUCAAAUCUCUAGAUGACAUGUUUUCUUGGGGUACAUUACUGACACUGUUGGCUAUAGCUCUUGCGGCUCUAAUCCCUGGCGCUAUUGUCAAAAGGUUCAGCCAACAAAGCCUGGCACGAGAAAAAAGGACACUUGGUGAAUGGCAGAAAAUUCACGUGAGCUCUCUCAGUGAUUGCAGUUCUCAUUCAAAGAGACACUAA
Molecule: messenger RNA, 828 nt
Organism: Staurois parvus
Lineage: Eukaryota; Metazoa; Chordata; Amphibia; Anura; Ranidae
Source: the annotation of a GenBank genome assembly